AUGGAUUUAGUGGGUGCGGUGCGACUUCGCGACUUGGUCUCUGCCGUGCGACAGUGCCGCACCUCUGCCGAGGAGAGGGCGCUCAUCAAACGGGAGUGCGCCAUCAUUCGUGAAUCCUUCCGGGAGAACAAACCGCUGGUGCGCACACGCAACAUGCUGAAGUUGCUCUACAUCACCAUGCUUGGCUACCCAACGGAGUUUGGGCAGGUGGAGGUAGUGAGUCUGCUUGCGCAGGCGGACUAUGCCGGCAAACGGGUCGGCUACCUCACUCUUCAGAUGGUGCUUGACGAGAAUGACGAGGUGCUGACGUUGUCCGAGAACCACAUCAAGCAGGACUUGACGCAAAGCCAGCCCCUCAUUCAGGCCAUGGCCUUGAACGUGGUUGCAAAUAUUGCGAGUGAAGUGAUGGCACGCGACAUGCUUGACGAGGUAAGCCGGUUGGCGCUCUCUUCAAACACGUAUUUGUCAAAAAAGGCAUGUUUGGCGGCCAUUCGAAUUGUGAAGAAAGUGCCUGAGUACGCCGAGGUCUUUUUGGAGAUGUUUACGGACAUGUUUCGUGAGCGCAGUCCGGGGGAACUGCUCGCCGCCGUCACACUUGUAAAUGAAUGCUUGCGGCUGCCACAAGGUGAGGCAUUUCUUCCCAAAUACCGACCUCUGGUCAAUGCCGCGGUUCGCGUGCUGAAGCAGCUAAUCCUCUCAUCGAGGGUGACAGAUCAGGAUGUGCUCGGCGUCACGGACCCUUUUCUUCAGGUUAAGCUGCUGCAGUUUAUGCGAAUUAUUGGCACAGGCAGCGCCGUGACGUCGGAGGCCUUGAACGAUGUGUUGGCGCAGGUGCUCACCAACACGGAUGCCACCCGCAACGUCGGUUGCUCUGUUCAGUACGAGUGCGUGAAAACGAUCUACGCCAUCGAGAGCGAUGAGGGGCUUUGCACGUUAGGCAUCAACACCAUCAGCCGUUUUCUUUCUUCGAGCGAUAACAAUCAGCGUUUUGUAGCGCUGAAGUCGCUCCUCGGCUAUGCCUCCCGCCACGCAAACGCGGUGCGUGAGCAUCAGGACACCAUCCUGGACUGUCUCAAGGACGUCGAUAUCUCCAUUCGUCGACGCGCGCUGGAUCUCACAGUGGCGCUCGUCACGGAAGACAACCUACGUCUGCUGGUGCCAGACCUAGUCUCUUACCUGACAGUUUCCGCGGAGGAGAUGCGUGAGGAUGUGACGCUGCAUUUGUGCCGUAUUAUAGAGAGUAAAUCACCCAAUACGGAGUGGCGUGUGGAGUAUUCACUUCGGGUACUACGGUUAGCGAAGCAGUACGCUCCAGUGGAGUUUGCUACUCGACUCAUAGCCUUGCUUUCAAAAGACACGACAGAGACACAAACCUCUGCGGUGGUGUUCAUGUGGGACGAGGCCUCUUACCCAUUUGAUGCCCUGCAUCAGUCGCGUAAGGCGUUUCUUGUAGCGGCAGUUUGGGGUAUUGGGGAAUAUGUGGAUCUGUUGAUCCGGGCAAAAAGCGUGAAGCCUGAGGAUGUGGCGAAGUGCAUUGCAGAGAUUACUACUAACAGUGCAUUUAGCAUUAUCAAGUGCUACGGCCUCACCUCUCUGAUGAAAAUCGCCGCAAGGUACCCGUCGGCGAAGGCCAUUGCUCUCACUGUGUUUUCCAACUACUCCAAAAGCUUAGACUGUGAGCUGCAGCAACGGGCGUUCGAGUAUACGACACUGCUGGAGUCGUUUGCAGAGGAGGCGGCCUUCUGUUUUACGCGAAUGCCGUCCAUCUAUCACGUGGAAGACGAGGAGGCGGAGGUGCAGCCAGUGCCUCAGGUGAAUCUUCCUCCAGAGGUUUUGCAGCAAAAGGCUGCCGUGGCGCUGGAGAAUCUGUUCGACGUGGAUCCCAAGCCGACGACCGCGACUCCUGCGGCCGAGAAAAACGUCAAAAGCGAAAACACGGCUCAGGCCAUAGACGACCUCUUUGGGUUGGGGUCGAAUACAUCUUCGGCCAUUGCCUCUCAGUCAACUCUGUGGGGAGCAGCCGCUUCUACGGAAAAGGAGCCCCCACAACCUGCCGAAGUGCACGUGUUUGACUGUGACGAUUUCACCGCCAGUGUGAGCGCCGUGGUGCAGGGGGUCAUCAACGCAAGCGUCAUUGUUGUCUCGCGGCUUCCCACCGCGAUGGAGAAUCUCUCGAUUCAGGCAGCGGUGCCGAAGACCUCGAUGCUGAAUAUUGGGUUCCUGACGUCUACGGCGAUUUCUCCGUAUGGACGCAUUGUACAGCAGCUCACCGUGGAUAAUUCUAAAAGCAACAAGAACCCCCGCCUGCUGACGUUGCGCGUCAAGUUGCUCUACACAGUGGACGGAGACUCACGUUCACAGAUGUUUCAGGUGUCGCAGGAGGUGUAA
Molecule: messenger RNA, 2388 nt
Organism: Trypanosoma rangeli
Lineage: Eukaryota; Euglenozoa; Kinetoplastea; Trypanosomatida; Trypanosomatidae
Product: putative adaptor gamma-1 chain
Exons: 1
Coding region: 1-2388 (795 amino acids)
Biological process (GO): Golgi to vacuole transport; intracellular protein transport; receptor-mediated endocytosis
Cellular component (GO): membrane coat; Golgi apparatus; AP-1 adaptor complex
Molecular function (GO): clathrin-cargo adaptor activity
Source: RefSeq, a predicted model, not a curated record